This is a messenger RNA of Gavialis gangeticus (Gharial), 4249 nucleotides long. It is a transcript of the gene SANBR, whose product is annotated as KIAA1841 ortholog. Lineage: Eukaryota; Metazoa; Chordata; Crocodylia; Gavialidae. The record is from RefSeq and is a predicted model, not a curated record. The coding region runs from base 88 to 2238 and encodes 716 amino acids. The transcript has 21 exons.
CGGUGGGGGCCCAGCGCGCUGCAGCGGCCACUCCGCUCCCGCACGUCGUCCCCGCUGCCGCCCGCUCGCAGGUUUUAGCAGCAAAAAAUGAGUCGCGGAUAUUCAGAAAACAAUAAUUUUCCAUAUGAUAAUAAUAAAAUGGUUUUGGACAUGAUCCUCUAUUCCUUAAUUGGGGUACCUCAGCCUAUCAACUGGGACAGUGUGGCAAGGCUAGUUCCAGGAAUUACAUCCAAAGAGUGUGCAAAGAGGUUUGAUGAGCUAAAAAGCAGUGGAAGUUCACCUGUUGACAACCAGUACAUGGCUACUGCAGGGAGUCCUGUUGAAACCCUAGCUACAUACAUCAAAUCCUCACUGCUUGACCUGCAGGGAGAUUUCCAAGAGCCUCCCAUUGGGAAAAAUUCAAUUUCUAUUACUGGAAGGUCCAAUGUAGCUUCCACAAGAAACUGUUCGUCAGAAGCUGAGAGAGAUCCUGCACAUAAAGGCGGAGAAAACACUGAAGAAACUCAAGGGCCAAAUAUGGUGAUCCACGUAUGUGAUGAAGCAAAAAACCUGAAGGAAGAUUUUAUUUGUCCUCGAGACCUUUUGAUUUCGGAAAUGAAGUACUUUGCUGAAUAUCUGUCAGUGGAUGCCCAGCGCUGGGAAGAGGUGGACAUUUCAGUUCACUGUGACGUUCACAUCUUUGACUGGUUGAUAAGAUAUGUUAAAAGGAACACUAAGGAAUAUGAGGUGUAUGAAAUGCCCAUUUUAGAACCUGGGAAUGUUAUUUCAAUUCUCAUUUCUUCUGAAUUUUUGAAGAUGGAUUCAUUAGUAGAAAAAUGUAUUCUUUAUUGCCAUAAAAAUAUGAAUGCUAUUGUAGCAACUCCAUGCAACAUGAACUGUAUCAAUGCUAACCUUGUUACACGUAUUGCUGAUCUGUUUACACACAAUGAAAUAGAGGAGUUGAAGGACAAAAGAGAUAAAUUUAAAAGUAAACUUUUCUGCAAGAAGAUCGAGAGAUUGUUUGAUCCAGAGUACCAAAAUCCAGAUUCUCGGGGAAACGCAACAACACUGUAUAGGUGCUGUUUAUGUAAGAAGCUCUUAACUAAAGAAACAGAAAGAAGAAUUGCUUGUGUUCCAGGAAAAAUUAACAUAGAUCAACAUGGAAAUAUUAUCUAUGUUCAUAUAAGAGAUAAAACUUGGGAAGUCCAUGAGUACUUGGUUGGCCUUCAUGAAGAAUUAAAAUCUUGGCGGGAUGUGUAUUGGCGCCUGUGGGGGACUCUCAAUUGGCUGACCUGUUCACGGUGUAAUCAGUCUUUCCUAUGUACUGAAUUUUCACACUGCCAGUACCACUCUCAGCCUGUUCUCUAUCCUGGUGUGGCAAGUUCCCUGGGCUCUACUGGGACUGGAAUAUAUCCCUGCUGUAACCAAAAAGUUCUUCGAUUUGAUCCCACUCCACUUCCAAAGGGCUGUAAAGUGAGGGACCAUGUGGUUGGCUUACCUGCUGGAGGUGAAGGUGGGGAUGCUUUGCCAUAUCAGACUACUAAAAUAUUGAAUGAUCUGCUUCACCAUAGAGAUGUUAUUGUUGUACCUUUUACUAAAGAUCAGAAUAGUGAUUCUGGGAUUGGGCUGUGUGAUGAGAAGGGGAUUGAAUGUGAUGUGCUGUUAGAACCAAAUACACCUUGGGGCUCCAAGACAGGAGAAAUCAAUGCUUUUCUUUCCCUGAAAAACUGGACUUUACAGCUGAAACAACAGUCAUUAUUAUCAGAAGAAGAGGAAUAUACUACUGGCUCAGAGGUCACUGAGGAUGAAGUGGGGGAUGAAGAGGAAGUAUGCAGGAAACCAGCAGGGAGAAAAGAGAAGCUAAAGAAGUUUAUCAAACAUCCAAAGAAACAAGUGUCUUCACCCAGUGUCCAAAAAAGGGAGAAACCAUCUGAGAAGUCAAAUUCUCGAGAUGCAUCUCCAUUCAUUGUGAGUAUGCAGCAGAACAAGUGGGAUGCCUCCAGAUCACUGAGAUUCAACCAAGAUGCUCAGAGAGAAGAUGAUCAGCGAAGGAUGUCUGAGAUCACAGGGCAUCUAAUAAAAAUGAGAUUGGGAGACCUGGACCGGGUCAAGUCAAAGGACAGCAAAGAACACGCAGGUGGUAUUUAUUCUAGACUUGAAGCUCAGAUAAAGGCCUCGGCACAAGUCAGUGCUCGGCAAAACAACAUGGAGAAAAACACAAGGUCUAAAUCUCGGUUUGGUCAAAGCCGUCCAACCUAAGGAACCUCAUGAAGAAACCAUAGCCAGAAUGCAUUGCUGCUUCCUGGAACUGUACUGUACUCCAGACACGGGGGACUCAUUCUCUGAAAGCUUUUAAGUGACUUAUUUAUUUUUUACUGUAAGCCAUGUAAAUUAUUCUGCUAUGAUGAAUGAAUGCAAAUCCAGUAAGGUCUUGUAAUUAUUUUAAUUGUAAAUACACAGUUUCUUAGAUUUAAUCUAAUUGCUUUUUUUAGGCUAUUGCGUUAAGCUACAUAGAAAACAUUUUAUACAUCUGCAAAAUUAAAAUAUUAGAAAAUCCUUAUUUAUUUAUUGAGGGGUGGGAGUCUUUUCCCUGCUAGACAUUUAAAAACAAUACUACUGAACUGUGAGUGUGGUUAGCAGUGUUAAAAUGCAUCAUCUAGCACUUCUAAUUUUCGUUAUACAUGCUGGGCUGAUGUAACCCACUUAAGUCAAGGGAAUUUCCUGUGAGUUGCAUGAAGUGAAAUGGAAUCAGCCCUUUUCACACACAGUUCCCAUUCAUGCUAAGGUGAACAUCAAGAAGGGGCUGAAUCCCAGAGUUCCUGUUACAUUUGACUUCCUGAUGAUAUGGUAACUUUGCAUCUCAUGCAUGAGGCAUUAAUCUUUUCAGCUUUACUGCAUGGAAGACAAAAUGUUCAUCCCCAUCUCAUACCUGACUUUUCUCUUGCAUCUACUAUCUUUUGGUUCCCUUUUGCUUGGUCGCUAGAGAGAGUUGGGUAAGAAAGUUUCUUCCAUUAUUGAUACCAGUGUCAUUAUAAAUAUGUUAGCACACGUGUUGCUAGCGUUGCAUCUUUGAAAUGAAAGAAAAUCAUUUUGAGGCAUAUUGCAUAUAGACUUCUGGGCCUGGAAAUACCUUUCUAAACCUGCCAGAAUAACCCUGGUUUGCAAUAGAGUGCACUGAAAUGUUCUUGUCUGUAGCAACAGAAUCCAGGUUUGUCUUAGUGCACAGUCCAGUGUUACCAAAAUGGAACAACUUGCAUGGAACAAAAUCACUUUUAAGCAAAGGAAAUGGCAAUAAAGCUGUAUUUUGAAAACCAUAUUCUAAGUUUUCUAAGCGGGCAAAAGGAGCGCUCAGGGAAAAUGCAUUCCAGAUCAUAAUCAUCCUACAAAUUAUGGGUUUAGAAAUAAGUUGGCAAGAUCAUUGAAGAAAAAUCAAAAAGCUUCCUUUUAAAAUGCACUGUCUCAAUUUUCAGGCCUUUAUUUGCCUUGUUUCUAGAGUUUUUUCAUAUAAUUUAAAUGGGAAAGAAGGUAGAUACUUGAGAGAGCAUGGAGAGUUUCAGUAAAAAUACUAAUAUGAAGGUUAACUCUGUUGACACAUGUCCUCCGAUGUAACAUCUAAUUCAUAGCCCACUGAAGGCAAAGGAAGAUUCCCACUGACUCUCUGGUUUGUUGCUUGGGGCAGGAUAGGAAAGUUUAAUGCAAAGCUUUAUCUUCCAUUCAGACAGGAAGGUUUUAUCAAAGCCUCAGACCUGCUGAGAAAAAAUAAUGCUGUUUUGUAAUUUAAAAGUUAAGAAAAUUUGUUAAAUACUUGAAAAAUGAUCAUCAGUUUCUUAAAUUCAAAAUGUAUUAGAAACAGAGUUUGGCUUGGGUUUGAGAUUUGUUUAGUAUAGUAUGUCCAAAACUGCAUGUGUAAAUUUUGCUAAGGAAGUUGUAAAUUUUGCAGUUGUGUGAAGAUGUGUUUUAGUUUCCUUAGAACUACUGACUUUGAAAAGGGGGAAGAAACCUCUUCUCUUCAGGAAGAGGAAAGCCUAAUAAAUUUGUUUUAUGUAAAGGUGCCACUUUUACAUGCCAGUAUCCUAUAUAAUAUUCUAUUCAAAACCUACAUUUCUUUUUAUAAACACACCUGCAAUAUAUGUUGUGGAGGUGCAGUUCAUAUUUUAUUAAGUAUUAAUGCUUAUUUCCCUUGCCAGCUACCCUGAAUUUUUAUCCUGUAUUAACUUUCAAGUCAUGUUUCAGUUUAACUAAAAUAAAUGUUAGACUGAUUUAGCAAAUG